Messenger RNA from Letharia lupina, 243 nucleotides. RefSeq lists its product as uncharacterized. The coding region runs from base 1 to 243 and encodes 80 amino acids. The transcript has 2 exons. NCBI's taxonomy places the organism in Eukaryota, Fungi, Ascomycota, Lecanoromycetes, Lecanorales, Parmeliaceae. The record is from RefSeq and is a predicted model, not a curated record.
AUGGCUGGAGAAGAAAUCAAGAAAAUCGGUCCCGCUGUAGGUGUUUUGGAGCGUGUUUCUUCGGCGCAUACGAAAGCAUUUGAAUAUUGGAUUCAGAAGUCGGUUUCUGAGCAUAUGUAUCGCGCUAAGACUUCUAUGUUCAGGAAUAUCAAUCAGGGGGCGCCUGGGAAAGCUGGGGACAGUAGGCUGGUCGGGAUUGUGAAAGAGCUCCGUGAGCUGGCAAAUGAGAUGUCUCUGCUGUAG